AUUUCAGAGAACACAAAGAGUAGAAGGGAGACAAUGUCAAAAUUUCUGAGAACAUCCCUAGAGUCAGAAAAGAAGCAAACAAUAGCUACAGAGGAGUGUAUUUACAUAUUACUACCUAAACCUAUGGAUCACUUAUUUCACCCCAUGGGGAGGGUUAGUACUUGGCCAUCAAUUAAAUUUUUUUUGGAAUCAGGAAACUGAAGUUCUGUGGGGGAUUUACGGUGACUUAACUUAACACAGAUCAUCAGUCUACUGUAGACUGUGCUGCUUCCACUGUCAUGUGGAAUAUAUAUAAAGAAUGAAUAAAGAUUAUACAUCACAACAAAAGACCAAUUAAAUGUACUACAUGUACAGCUUCUUUUAGCUACACUGGCAGUUAUUCCUCAAACUCAAUGUCAAGACUAUAAUAUCACAAUUUUAUCGGAGAGGGAUUUCCACUGGCACUGUUUUAAUGGAAUGCUGUCAUGGACUAUUUAAAUGGAUUUUCUUAAAAAAUACAGUGUUCAGUAAUCUGUAAUUAUAACAUUCUGUAACUAUUACUGAAAAACUCUACCAGAGGACUACCUAUGGUAAUGUUGGUAUAAUUUGCAUUAUUAUUCAUUCAAAAUAUUGCCCUGUUUCUGAUAGGUUAAAACCACUUGCAUAUUUCAUCAUAACCAGCUGCUGUUGACCAAAUUUGGAAAAAAUUUUCUCAUAAUUAUUGAACCAAUGACAUCAAAAGUAGCUGGCUCCAGGUUAUUGAACUGUUGACCAAGAAAACCUGGGGAUGAGGUUGUGUAAUUUUUUAAAUGAAUAAAUAAUAAAGCAAUUAUUCUUUCUUUCUUGUUGUGUAAUCAGACUGCUGGGCUACUUCAGCCUAUUGAUGAGACACUGGUUAAAAAAAUUCAUGAGCUUGUUGGAAGUGGUGUUAAUUGUGUUUCUGAAAUGCAACAGAACCUGCAUCAUUAUGUAAAGAAGGAACUUUUCACAGGCCAACAGCCUCCAGAUCUAACCAACAGACGGUUCUUCCCAACAACCAUGGAUGUCAGGAACCACAUGUAUUGUGCCACAGUGGUAUGCAGACAUUCACAAAUUGAUCAAGAAAACCUUGACUUAAAAAUCAAUAAGUGGAAAGAAGUAAGCCCAGAUGAUAAUUUCUUUUUCAGG
This is a messenger RNA of Pocillopora meandrina, 1146 nucleotides long. NCBI's taxonomy places the organism in Eukaryota, Metazoa, Cnidaria, Anthozoa, Scleractinia, Pocilloporidae. The record is from the annotation of a GenBank genome assembly.